Messenger RNA from Enterobius vermicularis (human pinworm), 390 nucleotides. NCBI's taxonomy places the organism in Eukaryota, Metazoa, Nematoda, Chromadorea, Rhabditida, Oxyuridae. The record is from the annotation of a GenBank genome assembly.
AUGAUUGGAUUUGGCGCCAGGGCAAACUUUCGCGAUCAAUUUCAUCCACCAACUCCAUAUGAGACAUGGCUAAGAGGUUUCACAGCUGGCAACAGAAUUCGUGUCGUCGGUAUAUCAGGACCAGAAGCAAGGAGAUUUGCGGAGAGAGCUGUUGUGCGAAACAGUACCAAGUAUGGAGCUUGGCAACAAGAAGAACGACAAGAAUCUACAUUUCCAUUCCAGAAGGAUUCAUUUUUCACCGUAGAUUUAUUGGCUGGAGCCAAUGAAGUUGCGGUGAACGUCAAUGGAACAUAUCAUUGUACCUUUACAUAUCGCGAUGAUCCACGAGCGGUGACAACAUUAAAUAUAAAUGGCGAUAUAAGAUUACAUAACGUUCAAGUUUUUGCAUAG